This is a messenger RNA of Punctularia strigosozonata HHB-11173 SS5, 810 nucleotides long. RefSeq names its product P-loop containing nucleoside triphosphate hydrolase protein. The annotation marks the transcript as partial. NCBI's taxonomy places the organism in Eukaryota, Fungi, Basidiomycota, Agaricomycetes, Corticiales, Punctulariaceae. The transcript has 4 exons. Gene Ontology annotation, molecular function: ATP binding; ADP binding; proton-transporting ATP synthase activity, rotational mechanism. The record is from RefSeq and is a predicted model, not a curated record. Gene Ontology annotation, biological process: proton motive force-driven ATP synthesis; proton transmembrane transport.
CUCACGUUUUACGCCGGAAAACAGAGCGCUGUCCGCGUCGCCCCGGCCGUCUUCCGCUCAUACGCUACCGCGAAAGCCGCCGCUUCGGAGGUUUCUUCCAUCCUUGAGUCCCGCAUUGCCGGCACUUCAAUAGGCGGAAAUGUCGAGGAGACUGGCCGUGUCCUCAGCGUCGGUGACGGUAUCGCGCGCGUUUGGGGCUUGAAGAACGUCCAGGCCGAGGAGAUGGUGGAAUUCUCCUCCGGUGUCCGUGGCAUGUGCUUGAACUUGGAAGCCGACAACGUCGGUGUCUCCAUCUUCGGUAACGAUCGUCUCAUCAAGGAGGGCGACACCGUCAAGCGUACCGGCCAGAUCGUCGACGUCCCCGUCGGCCCUGCUCUCCUCGGUCGUGUCGUUGACGCCCUCGGCAACCCCAUCGACGGCAAGGGCCCCAUUGAGGCCACCCAGCGUAGCCGUGCCUCGCUCAAGGCGCCCGGCAUUCUCCCUCGUCGCUCGGUGAACCAGCCCAUGAUGACUGGUAUCAAGCCCAUCGACGCCAUGGUGCCCAUUGGUCGUGGUCAGCGUGAGCUGAUCAUCGGUGACCGUCAGACCGGCAAGACUGCCGUCGCCAUCGACACCAUUCUCAACCAGAAGCGCUGGAACGACGGCGCGGAUGAGUCACAGAAGCUCUACUGUGUCUACGUCGCCGUCGGCCAGAAGCGUUCCACCGUCGCUCAGCUCGUCAAGACCCUUGAGGAGAACGACGCGAUGAAGUACUCCAUUAUCGUCGCUGCUACUGCCUCCGAGGCUGCGCCUCUCCAGUACCUCGCACCU